AUGAGCUUUCCGGAAAAUACAGCAUUGGCCGUUUUUUUUAUAAGCACAUUGUACCUUGCAUUUUCGCAUGGAAACUGCAACUUUCGAGAAAAGGGAUCAUUUGGCAUUAUUGGAGUCUUCGAUUUCGCCGAUUCGUCCUCUAAAGAAGCUUUUGAGAACGCCACAUCAAGUCACAAUUCUAAGGAGUGUGUUCCCAAGUUUAUGAACAGAACUCUUCUUCUUAAAAGCGACGCGAGUGUUUCGGAAAUAAUAGAACUUGCUCAGAAUGCACUACAAACUGGUCCUUGUUUUAUGGUGUAUGCAGCCGAGGAUAGCAAGGCGAGAAUAGUCCUUGAAUUUGCAAUUACCCAAGGGGUAAAUGUUAUAACAGCUAUACCACCGGUAUGUAUGAUUGCCAGGACCUUUUAUAAUUGCCACAAAACUCGACUGAAUAAGGGUAGGGAUAGUCUGCACGAAAGGAAGGACACUUCCUAAUGUUCUCUUUAGUGCAUUAAGGGGAAAGAUGGGAAUUUUCUGAAACAUUCUAUUUGCAUUGUUACAAUGAUAACACCGAAUGACCAGACAUCUUUAUAAAUGACGCCAAGUUUCCUUGGAAUCCCCUGUGAACAUGUAAGUAAAGAAUUGACAGUUUAUUUCUUCUUGAACGUGGUUUAGCCCAAAAGCGCUACAAAAAUCUCGCGGGAAAUACUAACUGGACAUUCCAAACCAGUGAUAACUGUUUAAUUUUAAAAACGUGGGGCUCGCUGUUAAAACGAACUUUUAGUUUUGACGAGAAUUAAAUGUGUUAGUCUCUUUAUUAUGCGAAUUAAAAACUGUGGAAAAAAUGAAAAAUUAAUAAAAGUAUAAUCAUUUUCAACUGCAAACGGCGACUUCCCCAGACGAGAGGUAGCUUGUCAGAGAGAGAGAAACUUGUUAUGCGAUUAAGGUGUUCAGAUGAGCAUCGUGUAACAUGAUGUCAGUAUCGGUAGUUCCCCUGCCUAUGGCGUAGAUUCACGUCUAUCCUGGGUGGAAGAGUCAAUAAUUAGCAUUAUUUUCGGGGGCUUAAUCUUUCUAAAACAAUUGAUCACGUUGUCUCCAGUUAUAGUUUAUUUCAUGAAUGACUAACAAAACAAUAUUUUUGGUUUAUUACCUAAAAAACUUGGAAAAAAAAAAAGAAAAAACAAGAAAUGAUAACAGCCCUAGCCAACUAUGCUUCAUUUCUUUCAAUUAAUUAGUGCAACGCUCCUGUAGAUUCUAAAUCAGCAAUUUUAAAGAUGGCUCAAAAUUUUAUAAUUAGUUUUUUGUGCGCUUUUUCAACCUCUUGUCACGUAAUUAAUAUUUCUUUUUUUAUUCUAUAGUUUUACCCGAAUUACCAAUACACUGGGAUACAUCAGAGUUAUGAUCCGGUCCAUGUUUCCAGCAUAAAUACAGUUUCAAGCACGGUGACGAAGAGAGACGCCCUCUUAGCACUCUUAGGAAAGUUAAACUGGAAAAAAUUUUUGGUGGUGACGGACAGUGAGCCCAGCUCAAAUUACUUCGUAAAUUUAUUGAAGGAAUCCCUUCAUCCAAGGAAUUUGAAUUUGACAGAGUGGCUGGUAUACAAUGAAGAUAAUUUUGAUUAUUUUGAAAAAAAAUUAGAGACUGAUGCUAGUAAUAUCAUUUUGAUAACGAAUAAUCUUUCACUCGCUGAACAGAUACUCAGCGUAAAAGAAGAUUUUCCAUCUUGGACUUGGAUUUUCCUCUGUGAUUUGGAUGUCGGAAGCUUAGGCUCCCAAUGGCAUUGGGAUUACGUUUAUACCAUAACUCCAAAAUAUUCUCUUAACGUUAAGCUUAGUGAUUUUGUGGACGAUGCAGUGAGCUCAAUUAGCCACACCGUAACAGGAAAUGGACGCAAAGGGAAAGCCUUCUCUUGUCCAAAGAUUUGUACAUUUAGAAGGUAAAAAAAACAAUUUGUGUUUAGAUAUUUACCAAAUCGACAUUGAUUUAAUGUAUUCUGUGGUCUGUACUCUGCGUCCCGUAGGUCCGCGACGUUUUAACCAUUGUUAUGUCGAAUAUCGUUGUCGAUAAGAGUACAGACCACGCGAAACUUUUGAUUUGUUUUUUACCUCAAGAUCGAUGUAAAAAUUUUCAAGACAUCUACAUUUGUGAGGUGAUAAAGACAUUUCGUGACACGUUGACGCGAGUGGCAUUUUUUGUAUUCCGACAUUACUGAUAAUUGUGGUAAAAAAGAAUCUCUCUCAUUCUGUAAAAGUACUAGUGCAAAUUGCUAAGGAUUCUUUGAGUCACUUGAAAUAAGUGAGUAACGGUUAAAAGAUUCAAGAAAUAACUUGCUAGAUACAAGAUGUUAGAUAGAUGCUGGACGAAGAAGAGCGUCAUGUCUUAAAAAAAUAAUUUAAUGUAAUUAUUCAUUUUGCCUUAGAGAACAAUACAUUCGCUCUCUGAAGAUCGUCACAUUAGAAAUCCUAAUAGUGAAAAUGGUGACAUAUUCUCGUCCAUAAGAGCUACUUCUCACAGUUUACAAAGCAGAAACUACAACUAAAGCCAGCUAACCUAUUUUUUCAGCAAUCUAAUUGAACCUUGUCUUGGGACCAUAAUUUAAUGCUAUUAAAAGUAGGUUAUUAUCAAAAUGAUACCGAAAAUGAUGUGUCUAUUCUCCUUUUCAGACUUCUAUCUGAAGUAAACUUUCACGGUUCUUCAGAUCCUGUUGAGUUUGAUCAGCAGGGCAACCGAGUGCCCCUUCGCUACGAUGUUAACAGAAUGGAGUACAACGAAGAUCAGGAUAUGUUUGAACUUGAACAUCUUGGUUAUUGGUCUAAUGGAAAGCUCUCAAUGGAGAAAAAAGGAGAAGACCUUAAAAUCCUUCUAAACGAGUACCCACCCAAUGUUAUGUCCCAACCGAAAAAAGUUGGCGAACCAUGCCAGCCUGGCUCUAUGUUGUGCUCUAAAACUGUCGAAGGAGAGGAGAUAAAGCGUUGCUGCUAUGGCUUUGUAAUCGAUGUGUUAGAAGUGAUAUGCAACGAGAUGGAAAAAGUUCCAAAGUUAUUGUUUAGUCUAGACGGACAAUAUGGAAUUUACGAUGAAGCAAAUAACAGUUGGAAUGGCGUGGUUUCAGAACUACUUAGUGGAAGGGGUGAUAUAAGCUUUGAUCUCUACAUAAGCUCUCGCAGGGCCAAUGUUGUCGAUUUUACUGAACCGUAUAUGCCUUCAGGAAUUCGCCUUUUGGCAAAAGAGAAGAAACGUGAAGACAAUCAAAUUUACUGGGUGUCUUAUCUUAGACCUUUCACUCCUCCAGUUUGGCUUACUCUGCUUGGAAGCUUAGGUAUAAUGAUUAUCUUCCUAUGGGCAAUGGACAAGAUUAGUCCGAUCAGAGGAUCAAAGAAGCUGUUCCAUCCAAACUCUUCAUUUGGUCUCGACAACGCAGUUUGUUUCGCUCUCGCUCUUGCGUUUGGUCGCCCAGCGGACGAGUCAAAACCAAAAACUAACGGCGCUAGGCUUGCGUCAGUUGCAUUUGGAAUGGCAAUGCUGGUUUUUGUGUCAACAUAUUCGGCUAAUUUGGCUGCUUUUCUCAUCGUUGAUGAUAAAAGUCCCCCUGUGGAAGACAUUUACGACAUCAAGGUAUAUCUUACACAUAACUGACCUUGCUUAAGUAGCUUUAUCUCUAUUUUUUUGUUUUUCGUUCUUUCCCGCCUUAAAUCAGUAGAUGGAGUCGGUUUGUCUCUAAGUAGCUUGAGUCUCUUACUGAUUAACACGGUUCAUGCACAGUUUGAGACACCCAAGACAAAAUGACAGGUAAGCUUGGAAAGUCUGGAUAGGAUUCCAGUUCCCUAACCUCACUUUUGCCAUAUUGUUGUAUAUGCGCAAAAGGACUUUUGAUAUAUUUUUGGCCCGUUAAAAGGAUUUCAAUUUCAGCAGUACACCGAUGGUUUUAGUAGCUAUUACCGACACUUUGAAUACUAUGCAAGUAGAUUAUUGACUGUCACAUUGGAAGUUAACCUGUUUUAAUGAGUAGCAACAUUACAAGGAAACAAAAAUGGAAGAAGACUUUAAGACGAGGAAUGAUCUCAAGUUUAUGUUCUUAAUACGUUAAUUUAUUAAUUAAUUAAUAAUUGAAUUAUUAAAGAUGUAAUUUGAAAUCGGUAAAUUUGUUAAAAAAAAUUUGAUCGUUUCGAAAUACUUAAACAUAUAUGAACUAUGUAAUGGGCCGCGCUCACCGCAGAGUCUCUGUGGCUCAGUGGUAGAGUAUCGGAGCGCGGAAUCGGAAGGUCUGAAGUUCGAUUCCUCGUGGCGACUUUUCUCUAUCCCACGUUUGUGUCAAGACGAAAAACAUCUUUCUCACUAAUACUAUUAUAAUGAAAAUAAAGGAGAGUUUCCUAGAUUGUAGACAGACGACUUCAAAUAAUACCUCAAGGUUAAAUGCAACAAGGAGCAGUUUGGAUUCAUUUCUGAAUUCUUUUUUUAUUUGACCGUAAUCUGCCUAAUAAAUACGUUUUUCUCUCUUCAUCAAUAUAGAUUGAGCGACCACCGGAUGGCUUUAAGUAUGGCACUAUUGACGGAUCUUAUAUGGCCGACUACUUCAAGAACAGUGAAAAUGCAUAUUUUCGCCACGUGUGGUAUCACAUGAAAGAAAACAAUGUUAAAAGUCUUCGGGAAGGAGUUGAAGCUGUCAAAACAGGGUUUGAAACUUUUGAAUCUUCGAGCACUAUUCGUAUUUUUUUUCUGUGCUUGAAAAUUAUGCCAAAAAAAACGAACUUGAAUGUACAUGUAGGCGAUAGAUAGAGGCACAAAAUAUCAGUUAUCUAACAACCAUGUCAACUGAUUAGACCAAAAACAUUGGACAUCAAUCACCUAAUUACUUAUCAAUUUGGAUUAUUGAAAUGAAAGAAUGAUCAACCUCUGGCAGUGAAAAACGAGUUAUGGCUUUUUUUAGCCCCCGCUUGCUUUUCCACUAUUAUCAAUAAUGAGUUAUUAAGGGAAAUCAUCUAGAUAUAAGGUUACCGUUACAAAAUUAGAGAAAAAAUUCAUUUUGGAAAAUAAAACACAACAUACACACAAAAACAACAAUAUUACAAACCUCACAUCACUUUGCUUGAUUUUUAUGAACAGGAGUCUGGACGUUUUCGUCGCAGAUCACGGGGGCCUGGAAUACGAAUCAAGGAAUGAUCUUCAUUAA
This is a messenger RNA of Pocillopora meandrina, 5149 nucleotides long. The record is from the annotation of a GenBank genome assembly. NCBI's taxonomy places the organism in Eukaryota, Metazoa, Cnidaria, Anthozoa, Scleractinia, Pocilloporidae.